AUGAAAUUCCCAACUGAACAUGGGAUUGCAACAGUCCGGGGUGAUCAGAUGGGUUCCAGGGCAUGCUACCUAAACUCGCUGCGUAAAUCUGAGCCCCGAACUGUCAAUGUAAUCCUAGCCGAAGUACCCGCUGAAGUCGUCAAUCCAGAAGACCCCAAUCAAGUCUUGCGCAUAGGGAAGUCAUUAUCACCUGAAGCAAAAAUUGAGAUGAUACGAUUCUUGAAAGAAAACCUGGAUAAGAGGCGUGCCUUGAACCCGGAAUGGUACAAGGCGCUGAAAGACGAAGUAAGUAAACUUAGCCGCAGUGGUUUCAUCAGAGAGGCCAUAUAUCCGAGGUGGAUAUUCAACCCAGUUCUUGCGAAAAAGUCCAGCGGGAAGUGGAGGGUCUGUGUGGACUUCACAAACCUGAAUAAGGCGUGUCCCAAGGACAGCUUCCCACUUCCAAGAAUUGAUCAACUGGUGGACUCCACUGCUGGGCAUGAACUACUUAGUUUCAUGGAUGCGUACUCAGGGUACAACCAGAUACCCAUGUUCCGACCUGAUGAGGAAGCUACAUCAUUCAUUACGGACAGGGGGCUGUAUUGCUACAAAGUUAUGCCCUUCGGAUUGAAAAAUGCCGGGGCCACAUACCAGAGAUUAGUCAACAUGAUGUUUGCCGAACUCAUUGGCAAAACCAUGGAGGUCUACGUGGACGACAUGUUGGUCAAAAGUCUCCAGGCGGCCGAACACGUGAGUCACAUUGACCAAACUUUUCAGAUACUCAAAAAGUAUAACAUGAAGCUGAACCCCAUCAGGUGCACUUUCGGAGUGGCAUCAGCAAGGAAGAGAUUUCAAUGGACUUCGGAGUGCCAAGAAGCCUUCGAGUCUCUGAAGAAACACCUCGGGGAAGCACCCCUCCUGUCGAAACCCCAGGCGGAUGAAUCUCUGUUGCUGUAUCUAGCAGUUUCAGACGUGGCAGUCAGCGCGGUCCUAACCAGGGAAGAAAAUGAGCCCUCAAGAAAGCUGAGGCCAUAUUUCCAAGCCCACUCAAUACAAGUCCUCACCAAUUUCCCUUUAAGGCAAGUGAUGCAGAAAACGGACGCGUCGGGACGCCUGCUGAAAUGGGCUAUCGAGCUCAGCGAGUUCGAUCUCACGUUCCGACCUAGACAUGCUAUCAAGGGCCAGGCCUUUGCCGAUUUUAUGGUCGAGUUUACCAAAACCCCAGAAAUGGAGGCCAUAAUGGAACCGACCGAGCCCCCCACAUGGAAAUUGUUUGUAGAUGGGUCUUCAGGAGAGGCUGGCGCGGGGGCAGGAAUCGUGUUGGAGAGCCCGGAAGGCCAUUUGCUAAAUUAUGUGAUAAGAUUCGGCUUCAGAGCCUCGAACAACGCGGCCGAAUAUGAGGCCCUUCUGGCAGGUCUAAGGCUCGCUAAGGAAAUGCAGGUCAGGAAGCUCCUAGCAAGCAGUGAUUCUCAGCUCGUAGUAAAUCAGGUAAAUGGGGAUUUCGCAGCCAAAGAUGGUAACAUGCUUGCGUACUUGAAGCUGGUUCUGGACAUAAUUCCCCAUUUCGAAAGUUUCGAACUAACUCAAGUCCCCCGUCUAGAAAAUGCCCAUGAAGAUGCCCUCUCAAAGUUAGCCAGCAGCAUGGACUUAGAGCUUCUAAACAUCGUCCCCAUUGAGCACUUAUCGAAGCCCUGCACCUUCGAAGGCGAAGAGUUACUGUGGAUAGAAGGCACCCCAUUGUGGAUGCAGCCCAUAAUCGCGUAUCUGAAGGAACAAACACUGCCUGCUUCCAGAGGCGAACCUGCUCAGAGCCUCUCUGUAGUGACCAGCCCUUGGCCAUUCGCCAAGUGGGGCAUCGACUUCAUUGGUUCACUCCCAAAAGGGAGGGAAAGCGCAACUUUCGCCAUUGUCGCCAUCGACUACUUCACUAAGUGA
Olea europaea var. sylvestris is the source of this 1914-nucleotide messenger RNA. RefSeq lists its product as uncharacterized. The transcript is spliced from 6 exons. Gene Ontology annotation, molecular function: nucleic acid binding; RNA-DNA hybrid ribonuclease activity. The record is from RefSeq and is a predicted model, not a curated record. Lineage: Eukaryota; Viridiplantae; Streptophyta; Magnoliopsida; Lamiales; Oleaceae. The coding region runs from base 1 to 1914 and encodes 637 amino acids.